AUGGCGAACGUCUUUUUCGAUGUCUCUAUUGGGGGCGCGGCAGCCGGCCGCAUUGUGUUUAGGUUGUAUGAUGAUAUCGUCCCGAAGACGGCAGCAAACUUCCGCGCACUGUGCACGGGGGAGAAGGGCUUUGGUUAUUCGGGAUCGACGUUUCACCGGAUCAUCCCGCAGUUCAUGGUGCAGGGCGGAGACUUUACGCGGCACAAUGGGACGGGGGGGAAGUCGAUCUAUGGGGAGCGGUUCCCGGAUGAGAACUUUGUCGUGAAGCACGCAAAGCCAGGACUGCUAUCGAUGGCAAAUGCAGGGCCAAACACGAAUGGGUCGCAGUUCUUUAUCACGACAGUGGUGACGUCGUGGCUGGACGGGAAGCACGUGGUGUUUGGGGAGGUGACGGAGGGGAUGGAUGUGGUGAAGAAAAUUGAGUCGCAUGGGAGUUCGAGCGGGACGCCGGCAGCAAAGAUUGUGAUCGAGCGGUGCGGGACAGUGUAA
Pneumocystis jirovecii RU7 is the source of this 489-nucleotide messenger RNA. RefSeq names its product peptidyl-prolyl cis-trans isomerase. The record is from RefSeq and is a predicted model, not a curated record. Gene Ontology annotation, biological process: protein peptidyl-prolyl isomerization; protein folding. Lineage: Eukaryota; Fungi; Ascomycota; Pneumocystomycetes; Pneumocystales; Pneumocystaceae. The transcript is spliced from 4 exons. The coding region runs from base 1 to 489 and encodes 162 amino acids. Gene Ontology annotation, molecular function: peptidyl-prolyl cis-trans isomerase activity.